Molecule: messenger RNA, 1085 nt
Organism: Drosophila sulfurigaster albostrigata
Lineage: Eukaryota; Metazoa; Arthropoda; Insecta; Diptera; Drosophilidae
Gene: Rab2
Product: ras-related protein Rab-2
Exons: 4
Coding region: 120-761 (213 amino acids)
Cellular component (GO): Golgi apparatus
Molecular function (GO): GTPase activity; GTP binding
Source: RefSeq, a predicted model, not a curated record
UCAUCAUCAUCAGUCAGCUUGCAAAUCUCAUUCGUAUUGGAAUUGCGUAUUAUUAUUAUUGGCUAAUUAUUACAUUCAUAAAUAAACGGUAGCCAGCCCACAUUUAAUUAAUUGCAAACAUGUCCUACGCUUACUUGUUCAAAUAUAUCAUCAUUGGCGACACUGGUGUUGGCAAAUCAUGUCUGCUGCUGCAGUUCACGGACAAGCGCUUCCAGCCAGUGCACGAUCUGACAAUUGGCGUCGAAUUUGGUGCACGCAUGAUUACCAUUGAUGGCAAACAAAUCAAACUGCAGAUCUGGGAUACAGCUGGCCAGGAAGCCUUCAGAUCAAUUACACGCUCAUAUUAUCGUGGCGCUGCUGGCGCUCUGCUUGUCUAUGACAUCACAAGGCGAGAGACCUUCAAUCAUCUGACCACAUGGCUGGAGGAUGCACGUCAGCACUCGAACUCAAACAUGGUGAUUAUGCUCAUUGGUAACAAGAGCGAUUUGGACUCGCGACGUGAGGUGAAAAAGGAGGAAGGCGAAGCAUUUGCACGCGAGCAUGGUCUCGUCUUUAUGGAGACUUCGGCACGCACAGCCGCCAAUGUGGAGGAGGCUUUCAUAAAUACAGCCAAAGAGAUAUACGAAAAGAUACAGGAGGGUGUCUUUGACAUCAACAAUGAGGCAAACGGCAUCAAAAUUGGCCAACAGGCAACGCCCACAAAUCCAGCUUUGCCCGGAUCCGGCGGUGCGGGUGGUGCAGCUAAUAGUGGUUGUUGCUAGGAUUAGAGAGACGGAGAGACGAUGUACGAACAAAACAACCAUUGCCGAUGCCAGCACUUGGGGAUAGCUAUAGCUCAUAGCCGAUAACCGACAGCCGACAGCCAAUAGCCUAUAGCCGAUAGCUGAUAGCCGCUUCUGUGAAAAGCUGCUAGUGACUAACUCUUAGAUGGUAGUGGAAGCUGAUCUUUUGUUUAACUUUUCUCUCUCAUUUCAAGCAAAAAUAUAAUCGUAAUAAAUUUAGCUACAAAUAUUAGCAAACCCAAAUUAGUGAAAACAUUUCAACACUAAGCGUAAUGUUAAAGUACAGAAACUAAACACGAAAAA